AUGGAAGUUGAAUUGCCCGUGUUCAGUUACUCAAGUGUUUCUGCUGCAACAAACAACUUCUCACCACAAAAUAAGCUUGGAGAGGGAGGAUUCGGACCAGUUUACAAGGGAGGAUUACAGAAUGGGCAGGAAAUAGCCGUGAAGAGGCUUUCCCAAAAGUCUGGACAAGGUUUUGAAGAAUUCAGAAAUGAAAUCUUAUUGAUUGCAAAACUGCAGCACCGGAAUCUUGUUCGCCUCUUAGGUUGCUGCAUUGAUCAUGUUGAGAGCAUUCUCAUGUAUGAAUACAUGCCUAAUAAGAGUCUAGACAUGUUCCUUUUCGGAUCAAAUAAACAAGAAACUCUAGACUGGAAAACACGUACUCGUAUUGUUGAAGGGAUUGCUCAAGGGCUUCUCUACCUCCAUGAAUACUCGAGGGUGCGCAUAAUCCACAGAGAUCUCAAGGCUAGCAACAUUCUUCUUGACGAUGAGAUGAAUCCCAAGAUAUCGGACUUUGGGCUGGCACGUAUCUUUGGAGGCACUGAUUCGCGGGGCUACACAAAUAGAGUUGUUGGAACAUUUGGCUACAUUUCUCCGGAGUAUGCAUUGGAAGGCCUCUUCUCCACAAAUUCUGAUGUGUACAGUUUUGGGGUUUUGGUUGUUGAGAUUAUAAGUGGCAGGAAGAACACUGGCUUCUACAAAACUGACUCCCUCCAUCUUCUUGGACAUGGAUGGGAUCUGUGGAUUUCAGGAAGGGGUGUGGAACUGGUGGAUGGUAAGGUGGGAUCUGCGGCGGCUUCGAAGGCGUUGAGGUACAUAAAUGUGGGGCUAUUGUGUGUGCAAGAAAAUCCCAAUGACAGACCAAACAUGUUGAGUGUGGUGUCCAUGCUUAGCAGUGAGAUUGCAACUCUUCCACCACCUAAGAAGCCUGCCUUUUCAACUACAAAUUUGCUCAGUUCAUAUUCAUCACAGCCCAAAAGUUACCCUUCUGAACAUCACUUAACUAUUUCAGAGAUUGUGCUCAGAUGA
This is a messenger RNA of Salvia splendens (bonfire salvia), 1005 nucleotides long. Its product is annotated as G-type lectin S-receptor-like serine/threonine-protein kinase At4g03230. NCBI's taxonomy places the organism in Eukaryota, Viridiplantae, Streptophyta, Magnoliopsida, Lamiales, Lamiaceae. The record is from RefSeq and is a predicted model, not a curated record. Gene Ontology annotation, biological process: protein phosphorylation. The transcript has 5 exons. Gene Ontology annotation, cellular component: plasma membrane. Gene Ontology annotation, molecular function: ATP binding; protein serine/threonine kinase activity. The coding region runs from base 1 to 1005 and encodes 334 amino acids.